CGUGUGGAGCCACAGUAUCGGGGUGAUCCCGCUCUCCUCCCUUCCUCACAUCACUCCCUUGACAGUUGCCCACAAUAACCGGCGGUGUUGCAGCAUCCGACUGAUCUCAGAGAGAGAGGGAGAGAGAGAGAGGGGGAGAGAGAGAGAGAGAGAGAGAGAGAGAGAGAGAGAGAGAGAGAGGAAGAGAGAGAGGGGGAUGUGCGACCGUGUUUGACUUUAUUCGCUCCCGAGGACGCGUUUCGCUCUUCUCUCUUCCCCCCGGAUCUCGGUCUCCGGACGGCGGGCUGCGGCUGCGUGAUGCUCCGAAGAACCAGUGACUAAUAGCAGCACCUCUGCACGGUGACCACCAACUGAUGCUGGGAUCCCUACAUGAAUGAGAAGGGUCAUUCUCAGGGAGGCCGAUGACCACGGGCGUUUGAACACAUGCGCACACGGAGAGGACCACAUUCCGCUGUCCCAACUGUGGAUCUCACGCUGAAUGAACUUGGCUGGUAUCAUGGAAGAAGAGGAUGAAUCACAUAACACCCGGCUCCUUACUGCUGCCUCAGCAUGGAAGGCUUUGACUGGUCAAUGGGGAUUACAGAUUUAUAACUAACACAGAGGAGAGAGGAGAGCAGAGCCGCUGCCUGCUGCUGUCAUAUGACACACAUCCACACAUGUAAGAGCAGGGCCAGCCACAAAAAGGCAUGUUUCUAUGGAUACCCCUGCCCUGGGUAACCUGAGAUGAGAGGUGCAUUGCUACAGCAGACUACACUUUAUCAAAUAACAGAGAGAUACCACCGUGUGUCGAGAGGAAAAUGUUUAAGGAAAAACCUUUUUUGUUGUUGUAACUUUACAGUCGUUGCACUAAGCACCCCAAAUGCUGUCAUGUGAUUCCCAGUGGAUUCUCAGCUUGCUCCAUGAAAGGCUGAGGAAUCUACCCGCGCCCACAAAGGACAGGAAGACGAUGCACAGAGACGCUACCUGGGCUCGAAGGAAAUAGCUUAUUUUUUUAAAAACGUACUUGCUAUAUUUAGUUCAGCUGGAAAUAAUCUGCCCUAAAUCUGAAUAAACAAAGCCAUCGAGAGAAAAUGUAUUCUUUAGUGGAUGCUGUGGAAUCACCAGAUGUGUGUGACAGCGUUCGACAACAACAAAGCACGUUUGAUCUACACAUUGUGGGGAUCCGUCGAGCUUGAGGUACCUGGUCCGUCCCCAACCCUUUCACACCGAGCCAUCAUGGCCAGCAGACAGGACAGCGCCGUCUUCCUUCACGGCUUUGACCUGGGCGGUCACUUUGUUGACCUUCGACCCCUCGGCACCGGUGUCACCGGCGUGGUUCUCUCCGCCGUUGACCGGCGCACCGGGCGGCGCGUGGCGAUCAAAAAGCUGGCCAUGCGGGACGCGGUGACGGCGAAACACGCCCUGCGCGAGGUCAAGAUCACCCGCCGGCUGCGCCACGAAAACGUGGUGAGUGUCCACGAGGUCUUGGCGCCGCACGGAGAGCCGCUCCCCGGCGACCCCAGCCAGCUGAGUGCCCUGUACAUCGUCCAGGAGUGCAUGGAGACAGACCUGGCUCGCCUGCUGGAACAAGGGCCGCUGACCACAGGUCACGCCACUCUGCUGUUCUACCAGCUGCUGAGGGGACUGAAGUUCAUCCACUCGGCUAACGUCCUGCACAGAGAUCUGAAGCCUGCCAACAUAUUCGUCAACACAGAUCAACUGCUACUCAAGGUUGGAGACUUCGGCCUGGCCAGGAUAGUCGACCCGCAUUAUUCUCAUAAGGGCUACCUGUCUGAGGGUCUGGUAACUAAGUGGUAUUGUUCUCCCCGUCUGCUCCUGUCCCCAAACAACUAUACCAAGGCUAUCGACAUGUGGGCUGCUGGCUGCAUACUGGCUGAGAUGCUCACUGGACGCAUGCUAUUUGCAGGAGGUCAUGAGCUGGAGCAGAUGCAGCUAAUUCUGGACACAGUGCCGGUGUUGAGAGAAGAGGACAGAGAGGACCUGCUACAGGUGAUGCCUUCAUAUGUCAGUCAUGGAUGGAGAGUGAAGAAACCCUUUUCUGAAUUGCUGCCUGAAUUGAAUGCUCAAGCCGUGGAUUUCCUUGAGCGCAUCCUGACCUUUAACCCCAUGGAUCGGCUGACAGCCGAAGCGGCGCUAUCCCACCCGUUCCUCCGGGAGUACUCCUGCCCAGAUGACGAACCCACCUCAUCGCAUCCGUUCCGCAUCGAGGAUGAACUGGAGGAAAGCCUGGUCACCGGGCGGAGCCUCAGCGACAGCAACAGUCAGGCCUCCAGCGUCCGUUGGGAGAGGUACAAGAACAGCUUGUCGACAGACGUGUCCUGGCAGCUGUCAAUAGAGAGGUGUCGCUGCAUGCCCACUGGCCUCGUGACGUCGGACCUGGGAGACACCACGGAGGAGGAAGAGGAGGUGCAGAGAGAUCCCCGGGCCGGUACCACCUCACUGUCAGAGGAGGCGCAGGUCGACCCGCGCAAGUAUUCCCACAGCUGCUCUGCUGAACGCUUCCUGGGAAACUCUCACUCCUCCCUGGAACGGGCCUGUGGUUUGGCUCACGGGGAACUGGACUGUGGGCGCUCCUGCGACUACAAAGUGGGCUCCCCCUCGUAUCUGGAUAAAAUUGCGUGGAGGGAGGGCAAGCCUCAGCACUACUCGGAGCCUAAGCUGAUCCUGGAUCUGUCCCAUUGGAAGCGCAACACCAGCCGCCUCCCAGUCCCCGCCGAGCCCGGUGAGGAAGAGACAAGAGAGGAGGAAGUAGAAGAGGAGGAGGAAGAGGGAGGGACAGGGGAUUUAUUCCAGGAGAUCUCUCGCUGGGUUGAGAGCACCCAGUCCCGCCUGCACUCGCCCAGUCCCAGUCCUUCUUUGGAGCCGCGCUUACCCUCCUGCUUCACCUCCUCUCCACCUCUCCCCAUCUCCCCGACAGACCUCCCGGCUCCGGUCUUCCGCUACGCGCAGGUUGUGCGACGAGCGUCAGACGAAGACAGUGAACGCAGGCUGAGUCCACUCCGACCGGCCGCGUCUCCCUGUGACUCCCUUCCCUCGCUUCUGCCCUCAUCUCCCACCUUUCCGCUUCCUCCUCGGUCACCUCAAACAGCGUCUCCCCCCGUCUCGCCACUUUGUCCUUCUCCAGAACCCCUCUCCUCUACUUGCGCCGUUGCCCUGCCAGUGAACGACGACUCCUCGGAAUCACUCCCUGUCCAGCAAAGAGAGCGUCUGUUCGACCUGGAUGUUUUCAUCUCGCGAGCACUGAAACUGUGCCGGCAGAAUAAGGAGAAAGCAGAGGGGAAGAGAGGAAGGGAUGGAGGAUGGAGAGAAGAGGGCCAACAGCCAAAUAUCAAUCGCAAGGUGCCCAGGCUUCCGGAGCACAGGACUCCUCCACCGCAGACUCCCAACUCUUGAUGUUGAAUUUCAACUGCAGCAUCACCACUGUGCAUCUUCUGAAUGGGUAGUACUUCCAAAUGCUCGGAGUGCUUUAGGGGUUGGAUACGGUUGAAUGUGCUGCUUAAACAUCAGAACUUAGUGUUAGCAGUCUUUUUUUGUUACUUUUGCAAUGACACGCCACAUGCUGUGUCUGAGAAAUGGCUCCAAACCCAACAAUCCUGUAGCCUUAUAAAGAAGUGCUCCCAUGCAAUAUGAGGUUCAGAAAGCAUUUGGAUUGAAUAUCAUCAAUGAUGCUGUUUGUUCUAAAUACAAACAUUUACAAAUCCUUUUACAAUCAAUGAUCAUGGUAUUGUGAUUUGCGUUCAUUUGGCAAGUCGAAGGUGUCAGACCACAUGACCUGAUAGCUUCUUAUUUUGUGACACAAACAUCAGCUUAUCUGAACUUGUUUGUAAAGGCUAUUUUGGAGUGCAUAACAAAUUGUAAUAGCAUCUUAGUUUGUUUGAGGUUUGCGUCCCUUGCUGUGUGUCAGUUAGUCAGGUAUCAUUUUGAAAUAUCAGACAGUCUUCCAAUUGUGACGUUCAGCGGUCAAUGGUAAUGACACGGAAAAUGCUUUCAACUAAUAUCUCUGAAUGUAUAAACCAAGAACAAAGUGAAAUAUACUGCCCGGUGAACUGUAAGGAUUUUAUCUGUUGCUAUUUUAACAGUCUUUUUACAACAGCGACGGGCGUUGUAAACUUGUAUAAAACUGUUUAAUUUCCCAAAUAUUUCCCAGAGGAUUCAUGCUAUUGUGUUUUAGUACUUUUUGCUGAAUGUUAGAAUACUGUUUCUGUUUAUUUGGAGUUGUAUAUUGUUACAAUGUGGAAUAUCGUACAAUAGUACUUCAUUUCAUAUCCUGUAAUCAUCAUCUGCUUUACACUUUACACGUGAAAAUAUGCUACAGUAGAGUCAGAUUUAUGACUACUUUGCUCACUUAAAUGUUAUCAAAUGUUUAUUAGUCACAACAGAAAAAGAUGAAGUAGAUGCUCCACAAGCUCUUUAGGAAAUUAAUUUUACUCAAAACUCAAUGCUGCCUGGUUACCAUAUUAAUAUAUGGUAAAGGAAAUAACCAAAACCUGUAUUUUUACAUAGUUUUCUAUCAGCGUGGAAGACAGUGGACUCCCAGCAUGGUAUUGAUUUGAACAUGUGAUGUCUACCCUUCAAUCAGGUAAAAGAUACAGUCAGUUUUGAGCAGAUGUACGCUGUAAAGGCUUGUGCCUUGUAUUCUCUCAGUCAAGUCCAUCUGACAUGCACUUCACUCCUCACACUAAGAACUGAUGGCAAGGAUUUGGAAACAACAUGAAAAACUGAAAAAGAUUCAUCGAUAACUGCAGCAGUGCCAAAAAGAAAAACUGUGUCCCAUAUUAUUUUGCCUUGAAGAAAUAGGCUUCCACCAGCCCCGGUUUCACGGUUUGACAUGUGCGUGUAAGCAGUCCAAGUCCAGUGGAAGGGACUCAUGUUGAUCUCAAACCGUUGACUCCAUGCAUAUUUGCACUGUCGAUUGAUAACAAUACAAACUAUAGCAAAGCCAGGUAUAUUCUUUCGGUUCCCAACAGACAUGAAGCACAUUAAAGUCACCUGCACAUCCAGAGUUUUUCCCAAGCACCAACUGAAACUUUUUCAAAAAUAAUUAUUUCUUUCGAUAAUGUCUUUAGAUUAAAUAAUCUCUAAGGUACUGACCAUACUUGAGCUGGUGUGCUGGACUAACUGAUAAAAGUGUUAAAGUUAGGAUCCAUGGCGUUUCUUUAUCUAUAGGAAUGGAUAAAAGAUGAACCACUGGGUAGAUUUGUCUUUUUUUAGUUGUACAGUUUACUCUGCAGGUAACCUAAGCCAGCAAUAACAUCAUUGACAAACAACACAAGCGUAAUGCACGUGGUGAUUUUCUUUAAGUGUGUGAAGCAAUGUAUAAAAUGUGCCUCAGUCUCCCUCAAUGCUUCCAGCUUGCUGAAUGUAAUCCUCUCCCCUCUGCAUGGCUUUCCAAAAAAAAUUAAAUAACGUACACUUUUGUUCUCAUUACAGGUCACUUCUUUUGAUUAGUAUUUAUUUAGGCUCUUAUCUAUUUUGUACUAGUGGGGUCCAUUAACCUUUUACUUGAGAAAAGCUUUGAGGUUCUUUGCUCAAUAUUGAUUGAUACUAUGUCUGUUUGUUUGUGUUUUUGUUGAAUAAUCAAUAAAACAUUAC
Messenger RNA from Pungitius pungitius (ninespine stickleback), 5592 nucleotides. RefSeq names its product mitogen-activated protein kinase 4 (gene mapk4). The coding region runs from base 1087 to 3393 and encodes 768 amino acids. Gene Ontology annotation, molecular function: ATP binding; MAP kinase activity. The record is from RefSeq and is a predicted model, not a curated record. Gene Ontology annotation, cellular component: cytoplasm; nucleus. The transcript is spliced from 9 exons. Gene Ontology annotation, biological process: intracellular signal transduction; protein phosphorylation. Lineage: Eukaryota; Metazoa; Chordata; Actinopteri; Perciformes; Gasterosteidae.